GUUCCAAACAACAAUGGCGUCGUACAACGACAUGGGUGUCGCGGGGACCGGUGGUUCCGAAGAUCAAGACGAAAAGAAACCGCACACCGUGUCGUUUGGCUUUUCUAAAAUACUCAGCAAGUUUAAACCAUCCACUGCGGAUUCUGCUACAAAGAAGGAGGAGAGAGAUUAUCUGACGGGAAUAGAUCAGAAUGAAUUACAAAGUACGAAGCCACAGGAAAAGCCCAAAGAACUGAUCAUUCCCCUGAUCCAGAAGAACCACUGGCACAGACCGACCAGUACGGGACAAAAUGAGACAAAGGUCAAGAAAGGGGAAGAGGUGACCCAGGAGAACGACUCUAUGGUGUCUCAAGCUGUAAAAGAACUAAUAGAAGAUUCCCGGAGACAGCUGGACCAGUGGCAAAAUGGUACUGACUCUGAGAAGCAUGUUAACCUGAGUAUCCCCUUACUGAUGCAAAACAAAGUACCUGAUGGAUUUGAGGAGGGAGAUCAUAUCAAUGUAGACUUGAGGCCUGAAUCUUCCACAGAGGCAGAUUAUGAGAGUGUCCCUGUUGAAGCUUAUGGACUGGCUAUGCUGAAGGGGAUGGGCUGGAAAAAAGGAGAGGGGAUUGGACGCACAUUUAAACAAGAUGUAAAGCCAAUUGAGCACCAGCUUCGACCGAAGGGCCUUGGCCUUGGUGCAGAUCGAUCAGCAAUCAAAGACCUGGAGCCCAGCAAACGUAAGCGCCCUCCAAAACCAGGCGAGGAGCGGGAUAAGGAGGAGGAGCUGGUGAUGGGGCCUGGAGGCUGUGUGCAGGUGCAGUCUGGAGCACACAAAGAGCUCUAUGGAAAGAUUGAAGGCAUUGAUGCUGAUAAUGCCCGAGUUAUGGUAAAGCUGGCAAUAGGUGGCAAGACUGUAACAAUUAGCCAGUAUGCUGUUAAACUGGUUGACCGCAAAGAAUAUGAGAAAUACAGCAAAGAUCUCAGUCGCCUUAGUAAAGCCCACAAGGAGAAGGAGCGAGAGAAAGAAAAGGACAAAGAGAGGCAAAAAUGGGAGGAGAGACGCAAUGCAGAUGAGGUCAAACACAAAUAUUCAGGAAAAGAAGAAAGGAAGAGGAAACAUCAUGACUCCAGUCAAGACAGAGAGAGGGAUAAGCCAUCAAUUAAGGAGCCCAAACGAUCCUCAGUUCCACCAUCCUGGCUACAGAGAGACCUAAAAGUUCGCUUUAUAGAUAAAACGUUUAAAGGGGGAAAGUACUACAAUUCAAAGAUGCGUGUAGAAGAUGUUCUGACACCAAACACUUGCGUUUGCCGAACUGAAGAGGGAAGAUUAUUAGAUGAUGUAAAACAGAACAUGCUGGAAACCAUUAUUCCCAAGAGUGAAAAUGACUCCAUAAUGGUAGUAUUAGGUGAAUAUAGAGGACAGGUUGGGCGUAUUUUGCAACGGGACAAGAACAAGUGCAAAGCAAUGGUACAACUGGAUCGUUAUGAAGAGAAAGUGUUCACAUUGGACUAUGACAUCAUUUGCCACUAUGUUGGAACUACAGAUCACUGAAUUCCUUGUUUCUAGUAUUUCGUCAGUGUCAAACUCUCCCACAACUUAGUAGACCCAAGUGUUUUUUACAAAAUAAUGUAUUCAAUUUUGUAAUAAAUAUUGCCAUAUUGUUUGUACAUAUCUUUUACUAUAAAGAGACUGGAUAAUGAA
Molecule: messenger RNA, 1684 nt
Organism: Boleophthalmus pectinirostris (great blue-spotted mudskipper)
Lineage: Eukaryota; Metazoa; Chordata; Actinopteri; Gobiiformes; Gobiidae
Gene: gpkow
Product: G patch domain and KOW motifs
Exons: 11
Coding region: 14-1534 (506 amino acids)
Biological process (GO): translation; mRNA splicing, via spliceosome
Cellular component (GO): ribosome; spliceosomal complex
Molecular function (GO): structural constituent of ribosome; nucleic acid binding
Source: RefSeq, a predicted model, not a curated record